UGAGCAUAUUCCGCAGAGGGAACGGAAAGUGAACUGAAAAUCCACCAAGAGGCCUGCCUGCAGAGGUGCUUCUGUGGGUCUCUCCUUAGAGAGCUGAACGAACAAGUAAGAAAGCUUUCUGAGGAAGCAAACCCUUCUUUCUCUCUCCCCAAAUUUCCCAUUGUUUGUGUUCCAGCGUUCGUAAGCUGAUUAAAUCUCAAAACUUUGCUCUGACGUUGCUUCUAUUUGCUUCUCUCUGCGUUGAAACCCCUUACUUCAAUUCACAUGUGAAGCAUUGUUAUUUAGCCCAAGCUUCACAGUUUAUAUACGUUUGCUUGAGGGUCGAGGUUGUGAAUUUGGAGCGAAGGUUAUCUAGGCUUGGUAGCUCGACCAGGCGAAGGCUCAGCCGCGACCAUGUUUACUGAAGGACUUGACAGGAGUGCAAUUCGAUGGGUUCGAGAGAAGGAAGUUCCGUUCUCUCAUUCAAGUUUAAGAUCCCGAAUUGAUCCUGUUGGCGGGACAAAUAGCAGUGGCGCUAGAGGAUUCGGGUUACCACCACCAGCAAAAUUCAGAAGUGGUCAUCUUCCUGCGAAUGCGAUUCCUGGCGGGGUCGAUGAUAGUGGUACUUAUUCUGAUAAUGGUGCCAGUGACUCGGAAGAGGAAGUUUAUGGUGGCAGAUAUUCACUGGAUUCGUCUCCCCAAGACCACAGAGUCCCCAAUGGUGCCGGUCACAGAUACAGGAAUUUCACGCAAGGGCAAUCUCCAUGCGGUAGUGACAAUACGUUCUCUGAGGUGAGUUCCUCGAGGGAAACAGCGGUUAGAAGACCUGGCGCUGCGAGAAAUCCCCAGAUGCGGGUAACUAGGAAUGCAAUGCAGGGCAAUUUUACGGAGGACGAAUCAUCAGAUUCUGCUGCGAGCUCGGAAUUCUCAACUUCACCGACAGGAAGCGUCAAUGGUACUUUAUCAAAGACAAGAACUUAUCUUGCAGAGGGGUAUACUUCUAGUGUGCCUUCAAGGAUUAAUGUGAACCAUGCUACUGAAAAGAAUGGAAGAUUGACUGGUGAUGAUGAUGAAGAUGAGGUUGAAGACAUUCCCAGUGCCCCACCAUUUUGCAGUUCUGAUCAAGAAAUCAAGCAAAUGUCUGUGAAAAUUGCAGCUUCUAGAGUUCAUGCAGUUCCUCAUUCGGCAGAUUCACAAGGGUUUUCUUUUGGAAAUGAAUCAAGCCCUUUCAGAUCUAUGUCUAAGGAUAAGAUAGAGAACAAUAAAAGAAAUGAGAAUCCUGACCAAUUUGUCAGAACUACUGCUGGUUUGGAGGCUGUUGCAUCUUCAAGUUCAUACCCUGCUCGUGUUCCAACCUUUCAUGCAAGCGCCCUUGGGCCAUGGCAUGCUGUUAUAACCUAUGAUGCUUGUGUGCGUCUUUGUCUUCAUGCUUGGGCUAUGCAAUGCAUAGAAGCUCCUAUGUUUCUAGAAAAUGAAUGUGCGUUACUAAGGGAUGCAUUUGGAUUGCGGCAGGUCCUAUUGCAGUCAGAGGAUGAACUAAUGGUGAAACAAAAUUCAGGGCUAUCCAGUGAGGGUUUUGCACCAAAACAUAAAAAACUCAUUGGAAAGAUGAAAGUGCAAGUACGUAAAGUCAAACCAGGCCUGGAACCUCCUUCUGGCUGUAGCAUCUCAUCUUUAAGGACACCUUCAAUUAAAAUGGAGUCUGUGCGACAAUAUUUUACCAGCCUGCAGUCUACAGUCUCUUCUGGAUGGCAAUCCCUCAGAAAAGUUCGAUUCGCCCCACGUGUGCCGGCGAAUGGUUCCUUUGCACAGCAAAGUUUGGCAUAUGCACGUGCCAGCACCCGAUAUAUACAGCAGGUUUCUGGACUCCUGAAAGCCGGUGCUAAAACUCUUCGGAACUCUCCAUCAUCAUAUGAAGUUGCGCAAGAAACAUACUCAUGUUUGUUAAGACUUAAAAGCAUGGUUGAAGAAGAUGCCAUCAGGAUGCAGCCUGGGUCAUGUGAAACCCACAUGUUUUUUCCAGAUAGCCUAGGAGAUGAUCUGCUUGUUGAAGUCCAAGAUUCCAAGGGGAAGCAUUUUGGCUGUGUUCUUGUCCAAGUGGCUAAUGUCGCUGAUGACCCGGCUGACAAAUUACGCUGGUGGAACAUUUAUCACGGGCAAGAGCACAACCUUGUGGGCAAGAUACAACUUUAUAUAAAUUAUUCAACAAGUUCUGAUGACAAUAGUCAUCCCAAGUGUGGCUCUGUGGCAGAAACGGUGGCAUAUGACUUAGUUUUGGAAGUUGCCAUGAAAGUUCAAGGCUUUCAACAGAGGAACCUAACGUUACAUGGUCCAUGGAAAUGGCUUUUAACAGAAUUCGCAUCAUAUUAUGGGGUGUCUGAGAUGUAUACCAGGUUAAGGUACCUAUCUUAUGUAAUGGAUGUGGCUACUCCAACAGCUGACUGCCUCAACUUGGUUUAUGAUUUGCUAUCACCUGUUAUUAUGAAGGGCAACGGCAAGUUUUCUUUGAGCCACCAGGAGAACCGAAUACUUGGAGAGACUAAGGAUCAAAUUGAACAGAUACUCACUCUUCUUUUUGAGAAUUACAAGUCACUCGAUGAAUCAUCUUUUUCUGGUAUCUCAGAGGUUUUCAGACCUGUGUCUGGUGUCGCAGCACCUGCACUGGAGCCUGCUGUCAAACUCUACAAACUUCUUCAUGAUAUAUUAUCUCCUGAGGCUCAAACAGCUUUCUGUCACUAUUUUCAGGUUGCUGCAAAAAAGAGGUCCAGAAGGUUCCUGACUGAAACAGAUGAGUAUGUUUCAAACAAUAAUGAAGGCAAUCUAAUGGACAGUGUGUCCACACAUACUGCUUACCAGAAAAUGAAAACCCUCUGCGUAAAUCUUAGAAACGAGAUCUUUGCUGACAUCCAGAUUCUGAAUCAAAAUAUACUUCCCAGCUUUGUGGACCUACCAAAUCUUUCUGCAUCCAUAUACAGCACUGAACUUUGCAAUCGAUUACAUGAUUUCCUCAUUGCUUGUCCACCAGCAGGCCCUUCAACACAUGUAGCAGAACUUGUUAUUGCAACAUCAGAUUUUCAAAGGGAUCUUAUCAGCUGGAAUCUUAGUCCUGUCAAAGGCGGAGUAGACGCGAAAGAAUUGUUCCACUUAUACAUUCUUGUCUGGAUCCAAGAUAAACGCUUAUCUUUGCUUGAGUCAUGCAAACUGGAUAAGGUGAAAUGGUCAGGAGUCAGAACACAACAUUCUACUACUCCUUUUAUUGAUGACAUGUACGAACGGCUGAAAGAAACAUUGACAGACUAUGAAGUCAUCAUUAGCCGCUGGCCAGAAUAUACCUUGGUUCUAGAGAAUGCCAUUGCUGAUAUUGAAAAAGCCAUUGUGGAAGCUUUAGACAAACAGUACGCAGAUGUACUGUCUCCAAUCAAGGAAAACAUCAUCCCUAAGAAAUUUGGGCUCAAGUAUGUGCAGAAGCUUACUAAGCGAUCUGCAUCCUCUUAUAUUGUUCCUGAUGAGCUUGGAAUUCUUUUGAAUUCCAUGAAGAGAAUGCUGGAUGUCUUGCGUCCCAGGGUGGAAUCACAUUUCAAGUCAUGGGGUUCGUGCAUACCAAAUGUUGGAAACAUAGCACCUGGUGAGAGACUCAGUGAAGUGACAGUGAUGCUGAGAGCAAAGUUCAGGAACUAUGUGCAGGCUAUUGUGGAGAAACUUGCUGAGAAUACAAAGUUACAGAAUGCCACAAAAUUGAAAAAGGUUCUUCAAGAGUCAAAGGAAACUCUGGUAGAAUCUGAUCUAAGAGUAAGAAUGCAGCCAUUGAAAGACCAGUUGGUUAAUACCAUAAGUCAUGUUCACAGUAUUUUUGAGACCCAGGUCUUCAUUGCCAUCUGUCGAGGUUAUUGGGACCGUAUGGGACAGGAAAUUUUAAGCUUCUUGGAGAACAGAAAAGAGAAUAAAUCAUGGUACAAAGGCUCAAGGGUUGCAGUAUCUAUUCUGGACGAUGCCUUUGCCUCACAGAUGCAGCAGCUUCUGGGAAACACAUUGCAAGAGAAAGACCUAGAACCGCCUAGGUCUAUCAUGGAAGUUCGUUCUAUGCUCUGCAAAGAUGCUCCCAAUCCUAAGGAUAAUUCUUUCUACUAUUAGGCUUAUACCUGUACAUAAAAGGUGGUUAAUACGCGAUGAUAACAGCUUCAGAGAUGAUUUAGUUACAGAACUAGUAGAUGAUAAACGCCAGCAUUACCUUUGCUUGUUGGCUUGGUAGAUUGUUGAUAGAAAAGCUCGAUUUUGUUAGGAGGGCACAAAUACUGAAUUUAUAGUAGCGAGGGGGUUGUCAUCAAUUUUGUAGGCUAACUAGCAACUUGGCUGCUCCUGGAAAGAUUAAUAUAUUCCCCACGUGGGAUCUUUCGUUGUCAA
Molecule: messenger RNA, 4380 nt
Organism: Prosopis cineraria
Lineage: Eukaryota; Viridiplantae; Streptophyta; Magnoliopsida; Fabales; Fabaceae
Exons: 22
Coding region: 394-4110 (1238 amino acids)
Source: RefSeq, a predicted model, not a curated record